Scaptodrosophila lebanonensis is the source of this 1693-nucleotide messenger RNA. Its product is annotated as leucine carboxyl methyltransferase 1. Gene Ontology annotation, molecular function: protein C-terminal leucine carboxyl O-methyltransferase activity. Gene Ontology annotation, cellular component: cytosol. Gene Ontology annotation, biological process: C-terminal protein methylation. The transcript is spliced from 4 exons. The record is from RefSeq and is a predicted model, not a curated record. NCBI's taxonomy places the organism in Eukaryota, Metazoa, Arthropoda, Insecta, Diptera, Drosophilidae. The coding region runs from base 174 to 1220 and encodes 348 amino acids.
CAAUAGCAUCUGUGAUUGCGAGAAAAUUUUUUGGGAAAAUUGUGCAGCGCACCACUGACUAACCACACAACGGAAAGAGUCGGAAAGCAGCAGAAACACAAAUAAAAUCACGCCCAUUGCGAGGUCGCGUUAUCGCGAAUUAUUCAAGAGUAACGGUGCCGUGCCAUAUUCCUAUGGAGCCGCCGCCGCCUUGCGUGAAUAUGAACACAACUCAACUAAAUGAGGCGGGCAACAAUGCAACACAACACAAAUUCCAUCCGUGCGAUGAGGCGGUAAUAGCCACCAAUGACGAUGCCAGCGACUGCAAGCGCUGUGCCGUCCGCCUCGGAUACUGGAAGGACGACUACAUUGGCUACUUUGUGCGCAAUCAGGAGCGCAAGGCGCCGGAGAUAAAUCGUGGCUACUUUGCGCGCGUCAAGGGCGUUGAAAUGUGUGUGGAGAAGUUCCUGAAGAAAACAUCCGGCAAUUGUCAGAUCAUAAAUCUGGGCUGUGGCUUCGAUACGCUGUACUUUAGAUUGCGCGACACCUCGCACGAGGUUAAGAACUUCAUUGAGCUGGACUUUCCAACCGUGACGGCCCGCAAGUGUUAUACAAUCAAGCGUAAUAAGGCGCUAUUGGCCAAAAUUCAUGAUGAGGAUGGUGAGGUGCGUCUGAGUCCCACGGAUUUGCAUGGACCCAGCUAUCAUUUGAUGGGCGUCGAUUUGCGUAAUUUGGACGAGGUGGACAAUAAGUUGCAGCAAGCCGAGAUCGAUUACACACUGCCCACUAUAUUUUUGGCCGAGUGCGUGCUCGUGUACAUUGAGGCCCAGAACUGUCGUAAUCUGCUCAAGUGGAUAGCACAGAAAUUUCAGUCUGCCGUCUUCGUCAACUACGAGCAGGUGAACAUGAACGAUCGCUUUGGCGAGGUGAUGCUCAAUAAUUUGCGCAGUCGUGGCUGCAGCCUGGCCGGCGUCGAAUCCUGCCUGUCGUUGGAAACGCAAACCAAUCGCUUUAUAGACUGCGGCUGGAGCGGCGCACGUGCCUGGGAUAUGGUGCAGGUCUAUGAGAGUCUGUCGACGGCGGAGCGCCAACGCAUCGAGCGCCUCGAGAUGCUAGACGAAGGCGAAUUGCUUCUGCAACUAUUUCAGCACUAUUGCCUGGUUGUUGCCUGGCUGGGCGUGGUCUUUAAAGAUCUAGAUAUAACGGUCGAGGAGUUGAUGUCUUCGCUAAACAUUGACUAAAGUUUAUUCAAAGUUUAUUUAUUGUAUUGUACAUUUGGCUUGAUGGUCAGCAGAUUGGACGAUUGCACGAUUGUAGCCUGGCCAUCCACCACAAAACAUGCAACUACUAUUUGCUUCGAAGUCUUACAAUAAUCGUGUUAAAAAAUUCAAGUGUAAUUAUUGUUUAAGUGUCAUUCACACACGCACAGAAGAGUUUAUACUACUACUACGUGUGCAUAGCUUAUUGCACUUUUGUAAAUGCAAAGAAACGUUUACUUUACUUUCCCUAAAAAACUACCUGCGUGUAUUUUUUAGUAGCUUAACAAACAAAAUGAAAAUGAAAUUGUUAAACCUAAAAAAAUGUUCCUUAAGCUUCUUUCUCUCUCUCCCCCACUAUCUCUUGUUAUUUGCUCGGUUUUUAUUAAAAUUUUACAAAUUGAUUUAUGCAUAAUAAUUUAUCAAGCAAAUUAACAUUCCUAUUGUUCAUUUAUUCA